Babjeviella inositovora NRRL Y-12698 is the source of this 2495-nucleotide messenger RNA. RefSeq lists its product as uncharacterized. NCBI's taxonomy places the organism in Eukaryota, Fungi, Ascomycota, Pichiomycetes, Serinales. The record is from RefSeq and is a predicted model, not a curated record. The transcript has a single exon. The coding region runs from base 428 to 2479 and encodes 683 amino acids.
UAAGGAUAUACAUUUGAGUUUGAGGUGCCACAAAUUCAUAACAAUCAGACACUCAACCUUUGGCUUUGUUUCAUAUACAGAUCAGUACGUAUCCACUAUCUACGGCGGAUGGCGAUUUGGUUUAAACGCAAACGUGAUGGUCGAUAUGCGGGAAACGGGACAUACAAACAACCACGAAUGCUAGAUACAACAACGUUGGAUCCAGCGCUGAAUGGGCCACCACUUACUACACAUGUAUUACCCAGACUCUACACUAUAAUAACCAUUGUUUUACUCCAAUGGACCACGUUACUCUCAAUUACACUCCCCCCGAAAGUCAACAUUUUUCAAAGACACGCUGCUUAUGGCUGCCAUUUACUGCCUUUAGCCAUUUACAAUCUCACCAUCUGCUGACCCUUUCCGCUAUCCAUACUAACCCGCUAGAUCGAUGUUGAGACGAAACACGCGCGAGAGGUCGGACGCACACGACUUCCACUAUGCGCCCAAGCCACGGCGCUCCAUACGUGCGCUUGUAGUGCGUGCGCGGCAAUACCGCUGGCUGUCAAAGGUCAUCCUCAUAGCAUACCUCGUUGCCAUCGCUAUCGGCUGGCGCUUCUACAGUUACAAUCACCCGGCGGCGCCCUACCGGGCCGAGCCCACUGAGGAGGAGCCUAACUACACGUUUGUCGACCCGCGGAAUGACGAUGCGGACGUGCUCUUCCCUGCGGGCCAGGAACAAGUCUUGGAGUCGUUUCCCUACGCGGCGGACGUCUCCGUGUUGCCCAACUCGCCAUACAUACAUGUAUUCGAGACUACUGACUUGCGCUCGACCUACACGAUCUACCUCGAGACGAUUGCAUCGUUUUUGGUCGAGUCAGUCAACUCUGGGGCCUCCUUACAACCACCACAGGUGCCGUUCCACUGGCAGGACUGGAUUGACUUGAACAUCUUGAACCCGUUGAAGCGCGAGAAGCCCAACUGUUUCCGUGUCGGAGCCCUCGGAAGCACCAAGAGAACCGCGUGGGAUGGCUGCGUCGAGGACAAAUCCAAGGCCCGGGACUCCUUAGGAUUCAGGUUUACGGCGCCCGCGCUUUCGCAUGAAAGCGAGUUCCGCUUGUCACUUCGCGGCAAGUCGUACGUCCACUCGUCCGCGGCGAACCCGCAGAAGCUUGUUUUUUUGAGCGGCGACUUGGCGUUUGUGUUAAAAGUGGCGGAGAAACAGCGGCUCGUCAGCUCCAACUUGAUCAGAGGCUAUGUCAGCGCCAAGGCUGCGGCGCAAAAAAUAUCCACGCAGGAGCUCGAGCGCUUACCGAUUCUGCCGCUUGUGGAGAUGGAAGCCAUUGCGAAUACGUUGGGAAAUAGCGUGGCUAAGGAUAAGGUCUAUGGGCCGGUGAGUAUCCCAAUGGAAAAGUUUACCUAUGUCGAGGACGAGGUGUUGAUUGCGGCCGGCUAUGCGGCCCGAACCAACGGCGAAAAGCACUUCCAUGACGUGUUGUACGAACGCGACGGCCAGAACGAGCAGUUGGGUUACGACUGGCGCUUUUUCCACAAGAAAUUGAGCACGUUGCAGCACCGCGCGGCGCUCCACCACACCAUCCGCGCGUGGUUGUCGUUCACGCACAGCAUCGGACUUGAUACGUGGCUUUCGGACGAGUCGUUGGUCGGCUGGAGCCGUAACGGGAUUGUGUUACCGUGGGAGAGCGUGGUACACUUUGAGCUUCCGGCUGCCGAUUUGGGCCGUCUUGCGGCAUCGUUCAACCACUCCUUGAUUGUGGCGGAUCCUACGGAGGGAACUGGCAAUUACUUGAUCGACGUCCAGCCGUACUUCUUGGCCCGUGCGCGCAAGAACAACGGGAACGCGUCGCCAGAGGCCCCGGACGCCAGGUUCAUUGACACUCGCACCGGGGUCUACAUUGAGCUCUCAGGCUUGCUCACCACGGAUAAGGCCGUCACGGUUCCGGACCAGACCGACGGGGCGUACCAGGAGGAUGCGCGUGACCCCGCGAAGCGCGGCAACUUUUUAAACUCCGGCAUGGGCCAUUUCUACCACAAGGACAUGAUCUUACCGCUCCGCAAGACGCUCUUUGAGGGUUUGCUCGCCAACGUGCCGAAGGACGCGGAGGCGAUUGUGGCCCGGAAGUACCCCGACCUUGUGCUGUCCACCGAGUUCUAUGACUAUGUGUACAAGGAGCAUCUCCGUCUCUGGGUCCCGCUGAACAAGUGCCGCUACGUGCCAAACGAGGACAUUGAGUUGUACGCCCUGGGUGGGUCGUCCUUCAUCGGUGCCUGCCACGACGCCAACAUCUGGCAAGAGUACAACAUGACGCGCCUCGCGACCGCCUUCAAGGCGAAAGAAAACGACACCGCUGACCCGAUGGAGCGCAGAGUUGCGCUGCAUGACCAGUCGGCACCGUUGUACCCGGACAACUGGUUGGGGGACAGGAUCAAGGGCUUGAACCGCCACUACGGGUAUCCGUUACCGGUACAUGCCAAUACUUAGGUAUAUGUAUAAUAAG